Mycetomoellerius zeteki is the source of this 1496-nucleotide messenger RNA. RefSeq lists its product as uncharacterized. The record is from RefSeq and is a predicted model, not a curated record. The coding region runs from base 81 to 1496 and encodes 471 amino acids. The transcript has a single exon. Gene Ontology annotation, molecular function: oxidoreductase activity. NCBI's taxonomy places the organism in Eukaryota, Metazoa, Arthropoda, Insecta, Hymenoptera, Formicidae.
GGACCUUCAAACUUUUAACGAACUUCUAAGAGACACUUUUACUCAUUCAAAUAAAAUCACAAAAAUUACAACCAUCUGCAAUGAAAAUCACAAGCAGUGAGGUUGAUUCAUUCACUGAAGAGAAUUUAUUGAAUGAUAAUGAUGCGCGUGCGAUAAAUGAUGUCAUGUUCAAAAUAAAAAUCAGGGAAAAUAAAGAUAGCGGAUUAUCGAGCGACUUUGAUUCUUCUCUCGACAAUAUCGACGAAUGGAAUAAUUUAUCGGACAAUCUCAUCAACGAGCGCAAAACAUUUGUAACAAAAUGUAGACAAGAAUUCGACAACAGCAAAUUACCAGAACACUUCGAUCGGUGGACAAUUAAACAGCAGUACGAUUACCUAAUAAGCAAUAUCGACAAAUAUUUCCCAAACAUACCCGAAUCUUUGAGGUUCAUAUUGCCAGCGAUCUUCGAAAAUGGAGACUGUAGCGAACGAAGAGGAAAUGCGAAGCCGGAUUGGUUAAUAAUGGAUAAAUUUUAUCGCGGACAGCGCUUUGCUGAACGUUAUUUCAGCGUGAUUUUGAUUGGUUCAACGAUGGGUCUAAUCCAGAUAUUUAAUUUCUCUGACGGAUUGAAACCGCUGAUCCUCAGUCAAAAGUCAAACACUCCGUACCGUGCCUUCGAGCGAUACUUCAGGACAACCAGGACCGUCAGAAAUUGGUUCACGAGCGAUCCUUGGUGCGAAGGUACGCCAGCCUAUCGCGAUAUUCAGAGAGUUCGAAGAUUACACAGUGUCAUGAGAUCGAAAUUGUGCAAAAAAAGCUUUGAGGAGAUUGAUCGAGACAGCAAGAUUCAAAAUGUAUGGUGUCCUAUUUUGGGAAAGGUCGCGAAAGACUUCGCAGACACGUGCUCGAUGGCGAAGAGCCAGAAUUGUCCUUAUACUAUGACAAGAACGACAAGUCUGAACCAAGGCGACAUGACGGCCACGAUGUUUAGUUGCAUGGGUUUAAUAGUGCUUUAUCCGGAGCAGUUAGGAAUAUACGCAAGCAACGAAGAUCUGGAGGCUUUUUGCCACCUCUGGCGCGGUUUGGGCUACCUGCUGGGCAUAGAAGAUCAGUAUAACUUCUGUCGCGGUGAUUUACAGGAAGUGCGCCAACGAACUAAAGACUUCAUCGAGCACUGGGUAAAACCGAAUUUCCGCGAGGUGACACCAGAGUGGGAGCACAUGAUUAUGUGUGUUAAUGAAGCCAUAGUUUAUAUGGGUCUUCCAAGCAACUACAAAGUAUUUAUGCUCUAUCUCUGUGACAUAUUUGAACUCAACAUGCCUCGCCUGUACGGGUCCUUCAGUCUACUGGAGAAAAUACUUUAUGCGUUGCAGAAAUUUAUGUUCUCGUACUUGAUGAAACUACCUGGUAUCAUCUAUAUCAUAAAUAAGGUGAUAAUCGCGUUUCUAGAUCGGGCAGAAGCCUUUAAAAGCGUCAAACAUGCCGAACUUAAGAAAAAGUCAUCCAAAAAGUUCUAA